CCAUCACACCAACCUCAAUGAAAACAUAUCACCUCUAGCUGGAAGGCUAGUUACACCUCUCCGCCGCUGAAUCACCUGACAGCCCCAAACCCGCAGCAGGUUAAUUCGACACGUGCAUGAACUGGGAUGUCUGCAGCCGACUGGUACGCCCACAAGUCGCUGGGAGACGGACUCUUCUGGAUCCAGGAGCGAUUCUACCAGUCGGAGAACCGGGCCAACAUCUGGCUGCUCCGCGGCUCGCACCAGGACGUGGUGAUAGACACCGGGCUGGGCUUGAGGAGCUUACCUGACUACAUAGACGGCAAGGGGCUGCUGGGCGAGGACCCGCAGAGGAAGAACCCGCUGCUGGCCAUCGCCACCCACGCCCAUUUCGACCACUCGGGCGGUCUGCAUCAGUUCCAACAGGUGGGCGUCCACAGCGCCGAGGUCGAUGCUUUGGCCAACGGAGACAACUUCGAGACGGCCACCUGGCUCAGCGACAGAGAGAUAGCCGAGGCUCCCAGUCCGGGAUGGAGGGCCAGGCACUACAAAGUCAAGGCUGUGCAGCCCACACACAUCCUGCAGGAGGGUGAUGUCAUCAACCUGGGUGACAGACAGCUGACGGUGCUCCACAUGCCCGGUCACUCGCGGGGCAGCAUCUGCCUCCAUGACCGUGACAAUAAGUUGCUCUUCAGUGGGGAUGUGGUGUAUGACGGCGCCAUGAUUGACUGGUUGCCCUACAGCCACGUCAAUGACUACAUCAGCAGCUGUGAGCGCCUGGUGGGGCUGGUGGACAGCGAACAGGUUGACCAAGUCCUCCCGGGACACUACAACACCUUUGGCGCAAAGCGGCUCCAUCGGAUUGCAUCCACAUAUAUCAGCAGAGCUGGAACGUGCCCUGCAAAGUUCUCCACAUUUGCCUGGGGUACUCUGGCGGGGGUGGCGCUGCGGGCAUAUAACCCACGUAGUGCCUGCUAAUGAGAGGGGAUCAUGGAGCUGGAGGGGAGCACAAGUGCACAAAGAAAGAUGUUUAGAUAUGGAGGGGAGACAGCCCUUAUUUAUCUGUAACCCGAUGUAACAUUUUUCAUUCACUUAUGUAAUCCAACAAAAUAUCAUAUAAUUGCCAAACUUUGUGUAAAAUGCCCUGAUUGGGUUACAUAAGUCAAUAAUCAGCAUCAUAUGAAGCAUAUAAUAUAAAGUAUUUAUAGUGUGAUUCUGUUCUAUAUUAAUGAAUACGUAUUUGUUGGAUUGAAUAUGGUUAUAUGUUUGAUUUUUAUACUUUAAGCAGUUGUGAAAUUAUAAUAGCACAACAAUGGUACAGCUCUGCACUGCAAACAGAAAGCAGAGUCAGUAUGGCCAUAGUAUUUCUCUAUGCAUUUUACAAUGCUCAGUGAAGGCUCAGUGUCAACUACCUCCAACGUUUGUAACAGUGCUUUGUACUAUUGGCAAAUCUACGGCUUUGGUAUCGAAACAUUGACAAUAAAGCCUCUGUUCUACCUGCCCUUCUUGAUGCAUCCACAAGACAGACAA
Epinephelus lanceolatus (giant grouper) is the source of this 1509-nucleotide messenger RNA. RefSeq names its product metallo-beta-lactamase domain containing 2 (gene mblac2). The record is from RefSeq and is a predicted model, not a curated record. NCBI's taxonomy places the organism in Eukaryota, Metazoa, Chordata, Actinopteri, Perciformes, Serranidae.